GCGAGGUUGACUCAGCGGAAGUGGAAGUAGGAAGCGAGCGAAAGCUUUCCCACCGGCUCCGUCUCUUUGUCCGUCCACCUUCUCCCCGCUCAGCAACAUCCGCAGCGACGCCAUGGCCAGUGUUGCCGACACCAAGCUCUACGACAUCCUCGGCGUGUCGCCGUCCUCCUCCGAGAACGAACUGAAGAAGGCGUACAGGAAGCUGGCCAAAGAGUACCACCCUGACAAGAACCCAAAUGCUGGUGACAAGUUCAAAGAAAUCAGCUUCGCCUACGAGGUGCUGACCAACCCCGAGAAGAAGGAGCUGUACGACCGCUAUGGCGAGCAGGGCCUGCGGGAAGGCGGCGGGGGCGGCCCCGGCAUGGACGACAUCUUCUCGCACAUCUUCGGCGGCGGACUCUUCGGCUUCAUGGGAGGCCAGGGCAGCCGCUCGCGCAACGGCGGGCGCAGGAGAGGGGAGGACAUGGUGCAUCCGCUCAAAGUGUCACUGGAGGACGUUUACAACGGGAAGACGACCAAACUACAACUCAGCAAGAAUGUACUCUGUAGCACUUGUAACGGGCAAGGCGGCAAGACGGGCGCCGUACAAAAAUGUAGCGCGUGUCGAGGGCGCGGCAUGCGCAUCAUGAUCAGGCAGCUGGCGCCAGGCAUGGUCCAACAGAUGCAGUCCGUCUGCACCGACUGCAACGGCGAAGGCGAGGUGAUCAGCGAGAAGGACCGCUGUAAGAAGUGCGAGGGCAAGAAGGUGGUGAAGGAGGUGAAGAUCCUGGAGGUGCACGUGGACAAAGGCAUGAAACACGGCCAGAAGAUCACCUUCGGCGGCGAGGCGGACCAGGCGCCCGGAGUGGAGCCGGGCGACAUCGUCCUCGUCCUGCAGGAGAAGGAACACGAGACGUUCAGGCGAGAAGGCAACGACCUGUUCAUGAACCACAAGAUCGGCCUGGUGGAGGCGCUGUGCGGCUUCCAGUUCAUGCUGAAGCAUCUAGACGGCAGACAGAUCGUGGUCAAGUACCCCGCCGGGAAGGUCAUCGAGCCAGACUCGGUGAGGGUGGUGCGAGGGGAGGGCAUGCCUCAGUACCGGAACCCCUUUGAGAAGGGAGACUUGUACGUCAAGUUCGACGUGCAGUUCCCCAGCAACAACUGGAUCAGUCCAGAGAAACUGACGGAGCUGGAGGACAUGCUGCCAUCACGGUCAGAGGCGCCCAUCAUCACGGGCGACACGGAGGAAGUGGACCUGCAGGACUACGACGUCAGCCAGGGCUCCUCGUCGGGCGGCCGCAGGGAAGCCUACAACGACAGCUCCGACGAGGAGGGCGGCCCCCACGGCCCCGGGGUCCAGUGCGCCCACCAGUAGUCUCCCACCUGCUCGGGGGAAGGAGGGCGUGGCACGGAGCGACGUCGUGAGGGCUUGCAUCACAUCUAGAGACUUGAUCAGGUAUUUAAAGAGGCGGCUGCACUGAUCCCGUGUCCCCCCCCUUACAGUAUGUCCUCUGGGGGGGGGGCACUGGAUCCUCUGCACAGAAGAAUGUCUCCUCUCUUCAUUUUUGUUUUUCCAUAGAAUAUACAAUAAUUUAAACCUUUUCAUCCACCCGGCGCCAGUCAUGAGUUGUUUUUUAUAACUUGAUUAUCCGUCUAGGUUUUUACUUUCAACCCCCCCCCCCCCCCCCCCACAUCCGCUUUAAGUUUUUAGACCCUGACAACACACCUUCAUCGUGUGCUUCUUUCUCCUCCACUUGCUUUGGCGCCUGUAUUCCAAGUGGUGUGGUUUUUAAAAACAAAAAACGCGUACAUUUAAAAAACUUAAAUUAAAAAAAAAAAGGAAAAAUACAAAGUGGCCUGCAUCUGUGCUGAGACCGUGUGCAUGUCUAAUAAAUAAAGAGCUUUGGUUCCUGCACUCGUACAGCAGACUCGUGGAGACGCGCCUCAAAGUGUUGAAAUUGUUGAAUAAAUGUUUGAAGCAGUCA
This is a messenger RNA of Nerophis ophidion (straightnose pipefish), 1964 nucleotides long. Its product is annotated as dnaJ homolog subfamily A member 2. Gene Ontology annotation, biological process: protein refolding; response to heat. Gene Ontology annotation, cellular component: cytosol; cytoplasm. NCBI's taxonomy places the organism in Eukaryota, Metazoa, Chordata, Actinopteri, Syngnathiformes, Syngnathidae. The transcript is spliced from 9 exons. Gene Ontology annotation, molecular function: Hsp70 protein binding; ATP binding. Bases 113 to 1354 code for a protein of 413 amino acids. The record is from RefSeq and is a predicted model, not a curated record.